Molecule: messenger RNA, 2174 nt
Organism: Solenopsis invicta (red fire ant)
Lineage: Eukaryota; Metazoa; Arthropoda; Insecta; Hymenoptera; Formicidae
Gene: qm
Product: geranylgeranyl pyrophosphate synthase
Exons: 9
Coding region: 302-1348 (348 amino acids)
Biological process (GO): isoprenoid biosynthetic process
Molecular function (GO): prenyltransferase activity
Source: RefSeq, a predicted model, not a curated record
GGACGUGUCAUCGGCCGCUCGAGGCGCUCGAUAGAGUCUGACCUUUUCGCGGCGCCGCGCUGCGACGUUAUACACUUCCACCGCCUUCUCAACGUCGUCUUCUUCUUCUUCUUCGCCUUCGUCUUCCUCACACUAGACGCAGGCGGACGACUGGCAGAACGUUACAGAACGUUACAAUUGAUGUUUGUGCCCGGUUCGCAACUGCCAUCACGAAUCUGUUUCCCACACUUCUGACUGACUGAAGCGGUUAUCUUAUUCACGCUUAGUACUCCAGGAAAGAUAUAUCGUCGCUCAAUACGAUAUGACGGACGCUAAUAAACCUGAAUAUUUUUAUUACUCCAUGAGUGGCACCGCGGAAGAAGAUGAGAAGCUGUUGGAACCGAUCAGGUACAUUCUUCAAGUUCCUGGGAAACAAAUAAGAGCGAAAUUAGCAAAGGCUUUCAAUUACUGGCUGCAAAUAUCAGACGACAGACUUCAAGUAAUCGACGAUAUAGUAAAUAUGCUUCAUAAUUCGAGCAUUUUCAAAAUAUUGUUGAAUGGCUGGCCAUCUACGCCUAAUAUUUUACGUAUGUUCUCGGGAGAGGCCACCCUCUACAAACUGUUAAAGAUUGAUGAUAUUCAAGAUAAUUCCAUUUUGCGCAGAGGUAUUCCUGUUGCGCAUUCAGUUUUUGGAAUUGCUAGCUCAUUAAGUGCUGCAAAUUACGUAUUAUUUAUUGCUCUGGAACGAGUUGUCAAUUUACAACAUUCAGGGGCAACGAGGGUAUAUAUGGAACAACUGCUGGAGCUUCACAGAGGUCAGGGAAUGGAUAUUUUUUGGAGGGAUAACUUUAUCUGUCCAACCGAGGAAGAUUACAAGACCAUGACAAUAAGAAAAACUGGUGGGCUCUUUAACUUGGCGGUAAGAUUAAUGAAACUGUUCUCAACUUAUCAAGAAGAUUUUUCAUCGUUAAUAGCGACAUUGGGAUUGUAUUUUCAAAUACGUGACGAUUAUUGCAACUUAUGCCUCGGCGAGUACACCGAAAAUAAAAGUUAUUGCGAAGAUUUGACGGAAGGAAAGUUCAGCUUCCCAAUUAUUCAUGCGCUCACAAAUAAUCCUGAUGAUAGACAAAUUAUACAUAUUCUAAGACAACGAACAAAGGACAUUGAAGUGAAACGUCAUUGUGUUAAAUUAUUGGAAAAAUUUGGUUCCUUUAAAUACACGAGAAACGUACUUGAGGAAUUGGAUUCAACUGCGAGGGCUGAAAUUGAACGUUUAGGUGGAAAUCCACUUUUGGUGAGGAUUUUGGAUGAGCUCAAGAAUUGGGAUACUAAAGAUGCGCCUAAAGAUCCCUUAACUGGAACAUUUUAAAUUAAAAAUUAUUUAUUUUUGUAAAACUGUCAGUAUAUUAUUACACGUGUUUUUUUUUUAUAAUACUAUUCAAAAUUAAUGAUGUAAAUGUAAGCAGUAAAAAAACCGAUAAACACAAGAAAAAGUAAUAUAGAAAAAUGUAUCGAUAAUAUACGAUAAUAUACGAUAAUAUACGAUAGUUUUUUUAUUGGGUUUUGUUAAUGAAAACAUUUGUAAAAUUUUAUUGGGCAUCCACUAAAAAUACAAUUUCUAAUGUAAAGUCAUUUAUAAUGUAAAGUCCUUAAAAAGCACCGAACUUGCAGUUUGACAGCAGUUUGACAGUUUUCUGUCAUAACAUUCUUGGGAUAGAUGCGAAUAUGUACCUUUUGCCAUCGUGCCAAAAUUUUGUAGAAAAAGGAAAUCUUUAUAAAUUAUUAUUUAAAAGGUGUUAAAAUUUUCCAUUUUAGUUCAACCCAAGUGAGAAGUACGUUAAAAUCGUCUAAAACAAAAAAGGAAGGUAAUUAAUUUAUCUUUCCAAUUAAUAUUUGCGUCUUGUAAAAAACACAAACUAAUAGAUCUGGUUUACCUCACUCUCCCCUAUGUAACUAUAUAUAAUUAUUGAAUUGAAUUUUCUCGAAAUAUGCAGAGAAUAUUUAUUUAUGUAAAUAGGUAUUUAUAAAGCAAAGAUAAUAUUUCCGUUUUUCAAUGCGCAAUUGUAAACCGGUUGGGGACUGUAUAAAGUUUUAUUUUGUAUUAUAAAUGAACAGGAAUUUUUUAAAGACGGUAACUGGGAUAAAAUCACUUUUCUGUAUAAACAAUUUUAAUAAACAGAAAACUAUUACUCAAA